UUGAGUCGCGUGUGUGUCGUUUAAAAAAAUUUACAUAGAAACUCGAACGAACUGGCCGAAAACGGAACUGUCAAAAUUGGCGGGAACUCAUCAAAAUUUUGUGUUUGUAAACAUUUUCAGUGAAUUCACAUUGUGAUAUUUCGAUAAAUAUUUCUCUCACUACGGUGCAAUAUUAAUUGAAAGUUUUUUCUUUCGAUAAUUGUUGGCAGCCAACGGUCAUUUGCAUCAGCUCGAGCAUCAUUGGCUGAAGAGUGGUCAGUCGUGCGCGAUAGCUUGCAACGCGCAGACGACCGGAGUCAUUGAACAAGAAGAGGAGACAGAAAAAAGAGAGAAUUGUGAUUUAGUGCGGUGUCCGUGAAAUGCUCAAAGUGUUGUGCUAGUUUUUUUUUUUGAAUAUAUAUUUUAUAUUUUUUUUUAUUAUAAUUAUUCACAAUGCAAGGAAGAGAUAAACUCUGUGCAAAGCUCACCAGCGCUUUCCUGAGGAAGUGGUGGUUCGUGCUCGCAUCAGCAGUCAUCCUACUCCUCCUAGGCAUAGUCAUUGCCAUAUUCCUCGGGACUUGGAUUCGACUCUUCAUAGACCAUGAGCUGGUGCUUCGCCCAGGUUCGAUGACGUUCGAGUGGUGGGCGCGGCCUCCGGUGCGGCCCUUCGUCAAGGUCUACGUGUACAACGUGACCAACGCUGACGAGUUCCUCAACAACGGCUCCAAGCCGAUACUGGACGAGCUCGGACCAUAUGUUUACUCUGAGGAGUGGGAGAAGAUCAACAUAACAGACAACGAGAAUGGCACGCUGUCCUUCCACUACAAGAGGACGUACACCUUCCAGCCGGAGAUGAGCAACGGGAUGGACGACGAUGCGGUCGUCGUGCCCAACAUACCGAUGCUGAGCGCGACAUCUCAAUCGAAGCACGCCGCUAGGUUCCUGCGUCUCGCUAUGGCUUCCAUCAUGGACAUAUUGAAGAUCAAGCCUUUUGUCGAGGUGUCCGUCGGUCAGCUGCUCUGGGGCUAUGAAGAUCCGCUCCUGAAGUUGGCCAAGGACGUCGUGCCCAAGGAGCAGAAGUUGCCUUACGAGGAAUUCGGACUUUUUUAUGGCAAGAACGGCACCUCUCCGGACGUGGUGACGAUGUUCACUGGCGCUACGGACAUGACCCGCUACGGCAUCGUGGACCGCUACAACAUGAGGGACCGGCUGCCCCACUGGACCACGGACCAGUGCAACAGCGUCGCCGGCUCCGACGGGUCCAUCUUCCCGCCGCACAUCACCGCGAACGACACGCUCCGGGUCUACGACAAGGACCUCUGCCGAUUGCUUCCGCUGAGGUAUCUCGAAACGGUGGAAUCUUCAGCCGGAGUCGAAGGCUAUAGGUUCACUCCUCCUGAGGAUGUCUUCGCUAACGACGAGCACAACAAGUGCUUCUGUCCUGCCGGUCCCCCCUGCGCCCCCGACGGACUCUUCAACGUCUCCCUCUGCCAAUACGAUUCUCCCAUAAUGCUAUCGUUCCCUCACUUCUACUUGGCGGACCCGAGCCUGCGGGAGGCAGUCGAGGGCAUCUCACCACCAGUAGCAGAGAAGCACAGACUGUACAUCGACGUGCAGCCCGAGAUGGGUAUAGCAAUGCGCGCUCGAGCUAGGAUCCAGAUUAACCUGGCCGUCUCCCAGGUCUUGGACAUCAAGCAGGUGGCCAACUUCCCAGAUAUCGUCUUCCCCAUAUUGUGGUUCGAAGAGGGUAUAGACGAGCUGCCGGAGCAGGUGUCGUCGCUGCUGCGGCUGGCGACGCGCGUGCCGGGCGUGGCGCGGGCGGCGCUGGCGGGCGGGCUGUGCGCGCUGGGCGCCGCGCUCGUGCUGCUCGCCGUCACCUGCCUCAUCAGAUCGUCUCACAGACAAAGCACUCUCAGGCUGGAGGCUCACGUUGUCGCGAAGCCGCCUCCACCCAAAACACCGAGCAAAGAAAGCGCCUACGAACUGAACAGCCGGAGAUAAUAUAGAUAAACAAAAUGUUAUUAACAUAUUAUAUAGAUAAUAUAGAUAAGGAUUUUCUUUUCAAACUCACUAGAAACAAAUCGGAAAAUUCUGUUCUUCAAGGAUUAUUUUAAAGGAGGGUAGUCUUUAAAUGUUCGAAUUCAUUUUUUUUUACCAAAAAAUAAAAAAAAAGCGUUAAAGUUGUCUACCAUCAAAUUUAAUUUGUCAUCAACAGGAUUUCCAGCAUAAGUUGGUUUAACCAGGAAAUAUUUUA
Molecule: messenger RNA, 2233 nt
Organism: Bombyx mandarina (wild silkworm)
Lineage: Eukaryota; Metazoa; Arthropoda; Insecta; Lepidoptera; Bombycidae
Gene: emp
Product: epithelial membrane protein
Cellular component (GO): membrane; lysosome; cytoplasm
Molecular function (GO): scavenger receptor activity
Source: RefSeq, a predicted model, not a curated record